AGAGGCUUCAAUCGAGUCUCCCCCGCCGGCCCUGGCUCCCCUCGUCCCUCCCCCUCCCACCCUUCCCCAGACCUGGCUAGAGCUCCUUUGGGGAUUUCGGCAGGUGUUCGAGUCUCCUGUCAGCACACAGCGCCCUGCAGCCGGGUUUCAUCCACAGCCGAGAGCCUUCCCUCUCUCGGGGCUCACACUUCCCACGCCCAGCCUCAGGCAAGAUCCUGACCCCAGGACUUGUAAAAGCCAAGCCAAAGCCCAAACAUGGAAGCAGAAGAGCCUCAUACCACCAUGGAUGCAGAGGAGCACCCUUCUUCAAAGGACCCCUCUGCUGAGGACUCACAGGAGCCCCCUCUCCCUGACACCCCUUUGGAGCCUUUCAUCUCUCAGAUCCCUUUAGAGCCCCACACCUCUGGAUCUCAGAUGAUGUCACCCACUUCCCAUUCUGAGUUAGAGACCUACACCUCCGAAAACCCUUUGGAGCCUUCCAUCUCUGAGCCUCCUCUAGAGCUCAUCACCUCUGAAUCUCAGAUAGUGCCAUCCACUUCCCAGACCGAGUUUGAGACCUACACCUCUGAAAACCCUUUGGAGCCUUCCAUCUCUGAGCCUCCUUUAGAGCCCCACACCUCUGAAUCUCAGAUGAUGUCACCCACUUCCCAUACUGAGUUAGAGACCUACACCUCCGAAAACCCUUUGGAGCCUUCCAUCUCUGAGCCUCCUCUAGAGCUCAACACCUCUGAAUCUCAUAUGAUGCCAUCCACUUCCCAGACCCCUUUAGAGACCUACACCUCUGAAAACCCUUUGGAGCCUUCUGUCUCCAAGGCCUCUGUAGAACACUCUAUCUCUAAUGUCCCAGAGGAAUACUCUACUUUACAAAACUCAUCACCAGACCAGGUCUCUGAUGCUCUGAAGAAAGGCCUCUCCUCUGAGGUCUCAUGGCCAAGAAGAUCCACACAAAUCCGUGAAUCUGAGAUGCUUCCAAAGCAUUCCCUUGUAGGCCCUUCAGCCAAGGUCCACCUGGACACAUUUGAAAAGGAAAGGGAAGAGGAAGGAGAGGACAAGGAGGGGGAGGAUGCCACUGUCAGCACCACUCACACAGCUCAGCCUGGACGUCAUCUGGGCAAGAAAAAGGAGAAGAAAGGAGUUAGCCGUGACACAGCCAGUCCAGUGGUCCCUGCUAAGCAGGCAGAGCAGGUGGGAGUGCCUAAGACAAUGCACAGAGAGAAGUUCGGUGCUCAGGCGAACAAUCUUUUCCAAUGGGAGAAGAAUGCUGCCCUGAAGGCCACCCAGACAGGUCUCUACAUUGGUUGGCGUUGCCCCCAUUAUCUAUGGGACUGUUUCCGAAUUGGGGAUGAAUCCAGGUGCUUUUGUGGACACUUGUUGAGAGAGCACCGGGUCGUAUCAGAUAUAUCUGUGCCUUGCAAUGUGAGUCAGUGCCGCUGCCUCAUGUUCUGCUUUAUACCAUCACGCCCAGAGGAGGUGGGUGAGUUCUGGCUCAAGAGGCGGGCCACCUUUGACCCCAAGGCCUGGAGGGCCCAGUGUCGCUGCAAACACAGCCAUGAAAACCAUGCAGCUACCGGGUGCCAUCCCUGCAGGGUCAAAGGCUGUUGCUGCAACUGCUUUGAGUCUAAUUUCCUCUGUGCAGCCUGUGACCGGCGUUGGGAGGAACACGAGACUUUCUUUGAGACUGAGGAGACCCGGCGACGAGGAGGGAGGCCUCGUGGGACAGACACAGUCAACAGCUGGCACAGGCCUGUGUGAGCCUGGCCCAAAUCAGCAAUAAAGGAGAAGCCACUGGA
This is a messenger RNA of Eptesicus fuscus (big brown bat), 1790 nucleotides long. RefSeq names its product family with sequence similarity 221 member B (gene FAM221B). NCBI's taxonomy places the organism in Eukaryota, Metazoa, Chordata, Mammalia, Chiroptera, Vespertilionidae. The transcript is spliced from 7 exons. Bases 256 to 1752 code for a protein of 498 amino acids. The record is from RefSeq and is a predicted model, not a curated record.